AUGAUUGAUUCUUACGGAAGGUUUACCACGACGGAGUUCAUGGAUUCAACACGAGGUGGUAACGAUUCAACCCCGCAGCUUCGUCGCAGCCAAUCCGCCGUCCCGCUGCCCUAUAACCCUCCGUCGGAGCGCUAUAACGCUCUUCAUGUGGACACGUUCGCUGAAGAUCGAAACUUUGCCUUUGCCGUUUGGUCGACGGGUUUUUGCAUCGUGGAGCUCUUCUUCGCGGAUGCCCAGGGGCGGCUUCUCUGCGAUGCGUUCAACGGUGAACAACUCAAGAGGCUAGAUGGCUUACCUGGCGAUGGCACCAUUUCCAUUUAUCAGUCGCAACCCUCAGCGCAAGUGGUGAUGUUUGAGGAAGGGGUCGCAAGUUUUCGUUUUGCAGCCCUUCCGAAGGUGCCGGACCCUAGUAUUACGGAGGAGGGAGCAGAAAAGUCCCUACCGAUUGUCGAUUAUGUUGUGGCAGCGGAUGCCGUUAUCGCGCUGUGGCCUCACGGGUUGGUGGAGAAGCACAACUUGUCUGAUAAUCGAGUGUUCACCAUCGCAGAACCUUUUGAAUCUGUUGCUACGACGAUAAUAAGUCUAUCUUUUGGGCAAACAGACUGCGUCGCAGUUGGGGACUCGACGGGAGCUAUCAGCAUUUUCCCCUUGGCCAACAGUGACACUGCGUGUCAAGAGCUGGUAACGCGGAAGCCAGCCCAUGCGAACGACAGACGAGUGACUCAGUCGCCAGCCCAUGAUACUGUUCCCGAUUUUGUGUGGGAGCUGGUGGCGUGCUUCCGCACUUACUCCCCGGACGUCUCGAUAGCAACAUUUGAAGCUCCAGAGUUCCUGUUCUGUGGGUUUGAUGGCGGUAGCUUCGAAUGCUGGAGGCUGCCGUCCACUUCAGAAAAAUCCCCUUCAAGGGGUUUACGCAGCCGAGCACAAACUCCCGGACGUAUUUCAGUCGUCAAGCGAGCGCUCCACGCCAUCGACUUGCACUUGGCGCCUGUGCGCAGUAUAUUGUGUGAAUCGGGGGCCGGAAACUCAGUCGCCGCUAGCCCGCAGCCAGUCGCCGACAACUUCUCGUGGGUCUUCUCGUACGACGAAGAUGCGAUUGUCCUUGUCUGGUGUUUCUCUCUCGACUUCUUCUUCCCCCAUCGACGAAUCAAAGUCCACGAGUGCAUCAAAGGCAUCUACAUUUCCCCAUCAAGCGGCUACCUGGAUCUGUUUGCGUACAUUGAUCGCUGCAUCGAUCGGAUUGAUCACCUCGGGCCUGGAGACAAAGAGGCGGUGAGACUGCGUCUCCGACGAGGGCGAGAGCUCUCAGCUCAGCGUGAUCUGAACAAACUGGAAGAAGCAAGUGGCCAAACCAAGCGAGAAGAAGGUCGUCGCGUGCAUACGGCGUCCAGCUUCAGGUCUCGCCUAGCUGCCCCAACUGCUUACGACCAAAGCAGCUUCGGGGUUCCGUCCGUUCGGAUCAACAUCACGUUGCCCGCUGUCGAGCAGAAGGUGAAAGUCGUGCGCAAGUCUUCGGCAGGAGCUUCGCCCGUCAAACCGGUGGUUGACGAGGUAAAACUCGUCCAGCCUCAAUCUGUGGACAAGCCAGCUAUGGACAAAACUCUUGACACAAAAGAAGCCACUCGAGAGGAGAAGAAUCUCCAAAAUGUUCUCAGCGCGUCCCCCACGCGGAUACUGGAUCGGCCGCCGUCUAAGGCGAAACCUCGCUCUCCAGUGCUCCGUCGAAACCAUUCGCCUCAACGAAAGAAGCGCAGUAAGAAGAAGUCGCCAAGGAAAAAUAAGGCUAGAGACGCCAACGCAAGUUUCCUGCCGGGACAGAACUCGCUCCCUAGCAGCUUCCAGCAAACCAAGCCCCGCGUGUACCGGAAGGCUGUAAAACCGCUGGAUUCGCUGUCGUCUCAGGCUCGCUGCGCUGUAAUUACUGCUGGGAGUGCCUAUUCAUCAUCCUCAUCUUCGUCUUCGUCCUCGGAAGAAGAGGAUGAUCCAGCCGCAGCUGAUGCUGUCGAGCAGGCGAAACACAUCGUCCGAUCGACCAGCGCGAUCACUUUGGACUUCGGUCUGCAAGAAAAGGUGUCGGUGGUUUCUCUCGUGGAAGACGAAGUCGAAUCCAUCUUGUUGCUGGACUAUCGACCAGGAAGCCGUCGGCCGCGAUCCCGGCGUUCAAAGCAGCCUAUCGAUGAGGACAACUACGAAGCCCCGAGAGCUUCGUUUGAGAUUCCUUUCCUGCCUUGGGACCGGAUGUCGGAGCAUGACCGCAGAGUCGAGCUCAUGGCCGCGAGCAAGUCCAAGUGCAUCCAGGAAGGCGCUGAAAGGGACGAAGUCUUCGUACCCCCCGUGGAGGACUUCGAGAGUGUCGAGAUCUCAGUCCAGCUGGGAAUCCGAGCGUUCACGAGGUGGUUCGCAGCUACGCAUCGCCACCACCAGCGGAUACGAGAGCGCUUCCUCGCGGAGGAGGUACUCUUCGCUGCGGUAGACCCCGUCAUCCACCAAAAACUUGCAGACAUGGGGCUGUCACCUCCCCCGAAACAGCAAGUCGGCCUCUCCACUUCGACCGCGUGGCAAGAGUUUGUGUCCUGGUACUGCUUGGGUCUCACGACGCGCCACCAGACCAUCCCGCCCGAAGUACUGCAAAGAGAGCGCUUGAAGGCGCGGACGGAGUAUCUGGAGUUGAGACUGCGCAUGGUUGCUCAGUCGGAGUUGGAGGUUCAAGAGGAAGAGGAGAGAGCGGGGCCGUGUGAAGAGGAGUGCGAGCCCCCACAGCGCGUGUACAUCUUCGAGCACUUCGUCAAGCGCUCGCUGAGCGAUAAUGACAGCCCGACGUCGUGGGAGAACACGAGUCCGGAGAACCGCCAGAAGGAAAUCACGCUAGCGUUGAUGGAUCCUGCGGUUCAGAUCGCAGCGAUGAGGAACGAUAUCGAGCUUCCCGACGUGUCUGGGUCGUGCAUGGAGGACUUUGACAUGCUUCAGCUAGCUGGCAAGUUCAUCCCGUGGUGGCGCGCCAGUCGAAACAUCCACCGCCGAGACUUCCUCAACCGAGAGGUCCACGAAGCCUCCACCAGCAAAGCCAUACUGGAACUGCUGUCCAAAGAGCAGCACGCCGACGGCGAAACAAUCAACCGGAACCAGGCGAUCAAAGACUUCUUCGAGUCGUACUUCCGCUCGGACAAGGCGCGCCACACGUUCCUCAAGAAGAAGCUGUUCUACCUCAAGCGCAAGAGCCGAAUCGCCAGCGUCGCUCGGUACGGGAAGCUCCCCGCUCCUCUUGUCGUCGAGACUCUUCCGCUUCCACUUGUGAGCUCCUUCGAGUUCGUCGAGAGGGAAAUCGUCGAGGAAGUCGAGACUGAAGAGUUCGUGGAGCCUGUGGAAGAAGAGGAGGGGCCGGUCGAGCCUGAAGAAGUUGUCGGGACUGAUGAACAGCCCAAGGCCAUCUCCAUCGAUAACCAGCGGGAGCAAGAGGAGGAGGAGCUUCGCAGGCUGGAAGGAGAGAAGGCCAAGAUCACACUCGAACUCAUCUAUAUGGCGCGAGAAGACGCUCUGUCGCGCGAGUACAACAACAGCUUCGUCGAUAGCGAUGAAGAAGUCGAGGAAUCCUCCUUGGUCGUCCCCAAACGGACAGACUUCUCGCGGUCGUACUUCUUCGGCAACCUCCCGAUGCACUACCGAAAAGUGGCGUCGUCUGGCUGGCGGGCUGGUAGUGGCGUUGACAACGGGGACGAGGAGCACGAAGAAGAGGAACAGUUGGAGCGCGAACGCGAGCGUCAGCGACUUCUGGACGAGCAAGAAGCCGAAAGGCUCCUGGAGCUGGAGCGGCAGGCCGAGCGAGCUCGUAUCGAGAAGGAGCGAGAGGAGAAAGCGUUCCAGUUCCGCCGGGUCCGACAAGCAGAGCUCAAGAAGGUCCUCGUGCAUCAAGCUGAGCUCGAGGCCCAACGCAAAGCCGAUCUUGAGAUUGCGCGCGAGAUGAUGGAGCAACGCCUCAUGCAGCGGGAAGACGAGCAUUCGUGCUGGCACCGCGACCAACUCUUGCGAGACCAAACCGGGAUGCAGCUGGAAGACCAGCUAGCGUUCCAGAUCAGGAAGGAGCUGCGUGAAGCUGCUGUCGCGAGGCUGCGUCUGCUACUGCACGAGCAGGCCUGUAUGUCAGCAGAAGACCAACGAUCCUUCCUGGUCGGCAAAGAGUUUACGGCGUUGGAACACCAGCGAGCUGUACGGCGCGCCUUCUUGUCGGAGCUCUACACCCCAUUCCAUCCGUUUUACAACGGCUCAGCAGAGGCGUCCGAGUCCUUCCUGCCUCGGAUUCAGUGGAGACUGGAGCAGGAGCAACUGCGACGAACUCCGGUGAAAUCAGCAGUCGGGUAUACGAUUCCUCUGCAAGACGCGCUGGUUCUGGACGAGCUGGAUCAAGAACCGUAUCUUGCACGAGACUCGCGCAAGUUCAAACUGCUCAUGGGACUGCCUCUGAGAACUCCAAGCAGCCAAAAGCGCCCUCGAAUACCAACGGCAGACGCCAUCAUCGCCAUGCAGCAGCAGCAACGCCAGCUUGUUGAUCUCGAUGAAGAGCGCCAUGAAUCAUCUUGUAGCACGGGGAAGCACGCACCAUUACCUCAUAAGGUUAGACCGCACAGUCGUACCAAGACCACGGAUGAGCGGAGUCGUUUGCCGGAGAUUAUGCCCAAGAUCCGCUCUGUUAGCAGUCUCACUGACCUGAAGGAAGCCUGCAGGAAACAGGACUCCCAGUCCCCUACAAAACGCAAGACAAGUAAAAGCAACCAGCAGCAGCAACAACAGCAGAAUCAGCAAAAUCAGUCGCUGCCAUUCUUCCGCGGAAAUAUGCUCGUACAAGGCCAUGGCCAGCCACGAUCAAAGGACUAUGCCUAG
Molecule: messenger RNA, 4875 nt
Organism: Phytophthora sojae
Lineage: Eukaryota; Oomycota; Peronosporomycetes; Peronosporales; Peronosporaceae
Exons: 3
Coding region: 1-4875 (1624 amino acids)
Molecular function (GO): protein binding
Source: RefSeq, a predicted model, not a curated record